Messenger RNA from Calidris pugnax (ruff), 1332 nucleotides. RefSeq names its product autophagy related 101 (gene ATG101). Gene Ontology annotation, biological process: autophagy; autophagosome assembly. NCBI's taxonomy places the organism in Eukaryota, Metazoa, Chordata, Aves, Charadriiformes, Scolopacidae. The record is from RefSeq and is a predicted model, not a curated record. The transcript has 3 exons. The coding region runs from base 188 to 844 and encodes 218 amino acids. Gene Ontology annotation, cellular component: phagophore assembly site.
CCAGCUCUAUGGCUCCCCUCCCCGGAACGAACCAAGCGGGCGGUGGCGCGGGGGGGUGGCGAGCCGCGGAGCGGGGGCUGGAAUUCCGUUCCCGUGGCUGCACCGCCGUUCGGACCGACAUCGAUGAGCGGAAGAUUCACGAAGAGAUGGGACCCAUCAUCGUGCCCCCCCCGCGGUCGCUCCUGCCAUGAACUGCCGCGCAGAGGUGCUGGAGGUGUCGGUGGAGGGUCGGCAGGUGGAGGAGGCCAUGCUGGCCGUGCUCCACACCAUCCUGCUGCACCGUAGCACCGGCAAGUUCCACUACAAGAAGGAGGGCACCUACUCCAUCGGCACCGUGGGCACCCAGGACGUGGACUGCGACUUCAUCGACUUCGCCUACGUCCGCGUCUCCUCCGAGGAGCUGGAUCGGGCCCUUCGCAAGGCUGUCGGGGAGUUCAAGGACGCGCUGCGCAACUCGGGCAGCGACGGGAUGGGGCAGAUCUCCCUGGAGUUCUACCAGAAGAAGAAGUCCCGCUGGCCCUUCUCGGAUGAGUGCAUCCCCUGGGAGCUGUGGACCAUCAAGGUGAACGUGGUGAACCUGGCUAACGAGCAGGAGCGGCAGAUCUGCCGGGAGAAGGUGGGUGAGAAGCUCUGCGAGAAGAUCAUCAACAUCGUGGAGGUGAUGAACCGCCACGAGUACCUGCCCAAGAUGCCCACCCAGUCGGAGGUGGACAACGUCUUCGACACCAGCCUGAAGGACGUGCAGCCCUACCUGUACAAGAUCUCCUACCAGAUCACGGACUCCCUGGGCACCUCAGUCACCACCACCAUGCGCCGGCUCAUUAAGGACACUCUGGCUCUGUAGGGCCAGGUGCCAUCGAGGCGGGUUCACCCUGGGUGGUGGCACCUCUCUGGCACAGCAUCCUGGCUCUUUUGGGACAGUGUCUUGGCGUGGUUCUCUCCUCUCUGCCUCCAAAAAGCUUCUGUGGGGAGCUGGACUUGGCCUGGCCUUUAAUUGAGGGUUGCUGCUGGUUUGGUUUGCGCUGCGGGCGCUGGCCUGGCUCGGAGAACCGGCCGGGUGGCUCCCAGGUUGGCAGAGGGGUUGUGAGUCCUCGGGGAGGGAGAGAGCUGCGGGGCUGGUGGCCCAGCACGGUGACGCUGGGGUCAGCACGGAGGGGACGUGGCAUCCGAACCCGCUCUCCAGCUCUGCGUGGCACGGCCAGCACCAGCCUUGUCUCUUGUCACCGUGUGUCCCCCCUGUCUCUGGGACUGAGCUGCUUCCCUUGGGGGGCCUGGAGCAGAGCUCCCUGCCCCCUCUGGGGCAAAAAUAAAGUGUUCCUGCGUUCAGGUGGA